Molecule: messenger RNA, 2681 nt
Organism: Wyeomyia smithii (pitcher-plant mosquito)
Lineage: Eukaryota; Metazoa; Arthropoda; Insecta; Diptera; Culicidae
Gene: Npl4
Product: nuclear protein localization protein 4 homolog
Exons: 10
Coding region: 299-2209 (636 amino acids)
Biological process (GO): ubiquitin-dependent protein catabolic process
Cellular component (GO): nucleus
Molecular function (GO): ubiquitin binding; ubiquitin protein ligase binding
Source: RefSeq, a predicted model, not a curated record
GAAUCAUCGCUUCCCGUAAACGUCAAACACUUUUGCUUCUUUUGCUGUUGUUGGUGAUUUUUCGCAACCUCACAGUUACAGUUUCUAUGUCCCAUCAGCAGCAGUUCGAAAUCGGUGCGGAAGAGUGAAGUGAAAUCGGGUUUACGCGAGUGUUUGCUUUAUUCUGUGUCCAACUGAGGCCGCUACAGGUUACUCCGUAUUAAAUACUGCAGUUGUUACUUACAUAAGACACGGAAUCAGGUUGAGUUGAUUGGAACGGGUCAGACUGUACUGCUCGUAGCAACCAAGGCUAGAAGAGAUGUCCAAAAGCAGCAAAAUUGUUCUUCGGAUUCAAUCUUCCGAUGGAACCAAACGGAUUGAGAUUCCGGAGAAUGGGACUCUGCGGGAUUUGUACGAGCUUGUUCACAGCGGCUUUUCGUUCGAUGACUAUGGCUUCGCCCUGUUUAAGGAACGCAACUGCAGUAAAGAGAUUGUGUCAAGCCGCUCUCAGACAGUCAAGGGAAAUGGACUUAAGCACGGUGAUAUGAUUUUUUUAAAGAAUAUUGCUGGACCGUCGACCUCGAAGGGACAUGAAAGAAGCUCCUCGACAGCUUCUGUUUCCUCUACAAAUAGUUCAACGUUCGGUGGAAUCGCCGGAUCAAGUCGUGAGGCUACUCCUAGCACCAGCUCCGGUACAGGGGCUGCAGCAACUGUGAAUGGAGAGGAUCCCGUUGACAUUGAGCUGUACAAGAUUGAUGGGAGGAUAACACGAAAAAGAGAUGAAAAAUUAUGCCGUCACAACUCUAACGGUUGCUGUGUACAUUGCUCCCCACUCGAACCGUGGGAUGAAACCUACCUCAAGGAGCAGAAAAUCAAGCACUGCUCCUUCCACACAUAUUUGAAAAAACUCACCUCGGGUGUGGAUCGCGGCAAAUUCGUAGCCAUGGAGGAUUUGAACUGCAAAGUCAAAAACGGUUGUCGCGAUCAUCCACCAUGGCCUAAAGGCAUCUGCUCCAAGUGUCAACCGUCAGCAAUCACACUAAAUCGGCAGACAUAUCGGCACGUAGACAAUGUAAUGUUUGAAAACACAGGAAUUGUUGAACGAUUCCUAAAUUAUUGGCGUACAACCGGGCAUCAGCGCAUUGGUAUGCUGUUUGGAACGUAUGAGAUCCACCCGGACGUUCCAUUGGGAAUAAGAGCGCGAGUGGCUGCCAUAUACGAGCCGCCUCAGGAGAGCACACGGGACUCUAUUCGGUUGCUGGACGAUGAACACGAGUCUGAGGUGGACGAAUUUGCCCAAAAGCUAGGAUUGCGCCGUGUCGGGUGGAUAUUCACUGAUUUGCUAGCCGAGGAUGCUGCGGCUGGAACAGUUAAGCAUGUACGAAAUAUUAAAACACAUUUCUUGACUGCUCAGGAGUGCAUAUUGGCAGGACAUCUGCAGAACAAAUACCCCAAUCGCUGCAAAUAUGCAUCGAAUGGCUAUUUUGGAUCAAAGUUCAUCACAGUUUGUGUGACUGGUGACGCUAAGAAACAGGUGCACAUGGAAGGGUACGCGGUUUCAGCUCAAUGCAUGGCGCUGGUGCGGGACAAUUGUCUCAUACCCACAAAAGAUGCUCCGGAGCUUGGUUAUAUCAGAGAAUCAUCCGACAAGCAGUACGUCCCGGAUGUCUACUACAAGGAAAAAGAUGUCUAUGGUAACGAAGUUCAACGUCUGGGGCGACCGCUGCCGGUUGAAUACUUGUUGGUUGAUGUGCCCGCUUCGACACCCAUGAUUCCACUGUACACAUUCCACGAACGGAAAGACGUCAGUCAUUAUUUUCCGGUGGAAAAUCGCCUCAUCGAUGGACACAUUCAGGACUUUGCUGCUCUAAGCGACUACUUGGGAAGGUCACGUUCAAUGGACUUUUUGGAGACCAUGUCAGAUUUCCAUCUGCUUCUGUAUCUCUACCGUAUGGACAUGUUGCCAAUGAAAUCUCAAAUGGCAUCGCUGUUGGUGGCCGUUCGUGAUAAGGAUAAAACCGAAGCCAACGACUGGAAGAACCAAGAGGUGUGGCGAACUUUGGAACAACUGAUCUCUGCCACUUCACAUCAUGACGACUCUAGCAUGAGUAACGACGUGGAAUUCGUGUCGGCUGGCGAAGUGGAGCAAAACUGGACCUGCUCUCACUGCACCUUCAUCAACAGCCGGGAACUCCCAACAUGCGAAAUAUGCAAUCUUCCCCGAGUUUAAUCACUACCGCAACAGAGACAUGUACUAAAGGGUGGCUGCCAAAUUUAGCAACACAAAAUUCCAUCACUUAAGAUAUCUCAAAUGUGUAUAUUGCCUGCGUACUGAAACGUUUUAAAUUUUGUGGGAUAUCUGUCAGUAGAGUCACCCUCCUGUAGCGCGGGAAAUAAACAGUAGCGGGAAAAUAUGCGAAUUCUUUUUUAUCCAACUCCAUAGCGAAAUCUUUUGUGCAAAUUUCCACUUCUCGGGAGUCCAAUUCCGACGAAGUUGUGUCAAAGACAUCUACUAUCUGCCUGGAGGAGAACACUUAGAACACCCGUUUAUACUGAAUUGUGUUUGUUAGUUUUUCUAUUCUGGAGUGUUAAAACAAAACUGAAAGAGUAGACACGGUGAAAGCGACUAAAAGCUGAAUUGAAUUCAUAUAACAUUUAAGCAAAUAUUUAUUUUUGAAUCUAAAAUAAAAAUUUGGAAUGGA